Molecule: messenger RNA, 2343 nt
Organism: Peromyscus leucopus (white-footed mouse)
Lineage: Eukaryota; Metazoa; Chordata; Mammalia; Rodentia; Cricetidae
Product: leukocyte immunoglobulin-like receptor subfamily B member 3-like
Exons: 9
Coding region: 146-1411 (421 amino acids)
Biological process (GO): cytokine-mediated signaling pathway
Molecular function (GO): inhibitory MHC class I receptor activity
Source: RefSeq, a predicted model, not a curated record
AAGAGCAGUUCCUGUUUUUGAAAGGACUGUUUGUAUAACAUACUCUCAACAAGGAGGCACCAUACUGCACAGGCAAUAUACUUUGUGUCUGUACUUUUUGCAAGAGGAUCAACUAUCUGCAAACUUUUGGCAACUGGAAGAUGCUAUGAUCCCCACCCUCAUAGUUCUGCUUUGUCUUGGACUGAGUCUGGGCCCCAGGAACCCAGUGCUGGCAGGGGGCCUCUCAAAACCCAUACUCAGAGCUGUGCCAAGUAAUGUGGUAACCAUUGGGAAGGAGGUAACUCUACUUUGUGAAGGCCCCUUAGAUGCCCAGGAAUACCAUUUCUAUAAAGAAGGUAACCCAGAUUCCCAGGUACCAACAGCUCAUGAAGACACUGAAAAAAAGGACAAGAUCUUUAUCUCAUCCAUUAAAAGUCAUGAUGCAGGCCAAUAUUGGUGUUAUUAUAAAAGCCCUGAUGGCACAUCAGAACACAGUGACCCCCUGAAGCUGGUGGUGACAGGUGUCUACACCAAACCCACCCUGUCUGCACUGCCAAACCCUGUUGUUGCCUUAGGAGGAUCUGUGACCCUCUCAUGUACCUCAAAUCAGAAAUACGACAGGUUCAUUUUAAUUAAGGACAAGCAGUUCUACAGCUCCAUGGACUCACAAUAUGUAUAUACUGGCCUGUCUCCAGCCAGGUUCCAAGUGGGUCCCAUCACACUCAGUGAAAGAUGGAGUUUCAGAUGCUAUGGUUAUCAUGCAAUGAAGCCUCAAGUGUGGUCAGAAGGGAGUGACAUCCUGGAGCUUCUAGUCUCAGGGACCCUCCAGAAACCCACCAUCUGGGCUGAACCAGGCUCUGUGAUCACCUCAGGGAAUCCUGUGACAAUCUGGUGUGAGGGAACCAUGGAAACCCAAAUAUAUUUCCUGUAUAAAGAAGGAAGCCCAGCACACUGGGACAGAUUGACUGCACCAGUACCUGUUCACAAGGCCAAGUUUUUCAUCCCAUUCAUGAGGGCUUAUAAUGCAGGACGAUAUCGCUGUUACUGUUAUAACUCUGCUGGGUGGACACAGCAGAGUGAUGCCCUGGAGCUGGUGGUGACAGGUGUCUACAACAAACCCACCCUGUCUGCACUGCCAAACCCUGUUGUAGCCUUAGGAGGAUCUGUGACCCUCUCAUGUAUCUCAAAUCAGAGAUACGACAGGUUCAUUUUAAUUAAGGACAAGCCGUUCUCCAGCUCCAUGGACUCACAAUAUGUAUAUACUGGCCUGUCUCUAGCCAGGUUCCAAGUGGGUCCCAUCACACUCAGUGAAAGAUGGAGUUUCAGAUGCUAUGGCUAUCACACAAGCAAGCCUCAAGUGUGGUCAGAAGGCAGUGACAUCCUGGAGCUUCUAGUCUCAGGGACCCUCCAGAAACCCACCAUCGGGGGCUGAGCCGGGCUCUGUGAUCACCUCAGGGAAUCCUGUGACAAUCUGGUGUGAGGGAACCAUGAAAACUCAAAUAUAUUUCCUGUAUAAAGAAGGAAGCCCAGCACCCUGGGGCAGAUUAACUGCACCAGUGCCUGAUCACAGGGCCAAGUUUAUCAUCCCAUCCAUGAGAGAGAAUAAUGCAGGGCGAUAUCACUGUUACUGUUAUAACUCUGCUGGGUGGACUGAGAAGAGUGACGCCCUGGAGCUGGUGGUGACAGGAUCUCCUGAGAACAUCACUAUAUCACAAAACAUGUCCAAACCAAACACAGCCACAGACUCAGAGACACAGGAUCACCACACAGUGGAGAAUCUGCUCAGAAUGGGGAUGGCAGCCUUGGUCCUUGUGGUCCUUGGAAUACUGGUGUUUGAAGCUUGUCACAGCUCUAGACAUGAUCAACAAGGAAAUGGACUAUGAAUGGGAAGUACAGCAACACAUCUUUUGCAGUGUCAUGGACUAGACACUAAGUAUGGGGAUUCAGUGUGGAUUUGUAAGAAAAUACAGUUGCUCAUGUUGAAGAACUGAGUAGGGGUCAAUGUGAAUUGAGUGCAAGGGAAAUAAAUGUCUGUUUAUUGGGAUGGAGAGUACUUUCUCCACCAAUCAAAAUUAUUCCCUUACAUCUUGCUGUGGAAUUUGCUGACCAGUGCCUCUUUUCUUCUCACCUAAUGACUUGGGGGAACAUUCUGUACUAUCAACUAGGGUUGUCUCCUAAUCUAUACACUUAUUCUGCUUUGUCUUACUUUCAUGUAAAUUUCUAUUAUUUUAUAUUACUAUGUUCCCAUCAACAUUACAAACUUCAGGUUCUUUUCUACUGAGAGCAAAGUACUAAACUGAGUUACAAUAAACAUCAGCAGAAAUAAACCACCAGGAUAAAAAAUAAAUUACUUUAUUCAAAUGA